AUGCCAAGAUACAGCAAGUCUAACUCGCUUAAAAUAAGCCAGAUCACUGGUGACAAUGCUCCACGGUACAACGUAAAAGCUACCCUAGUGCCAUGCACCGGUACGCCAUAUGUUUUCUUGUUUGGUGGGUUCGAUGAGUUCGAUAACUUAGAUAGUAAUGUAUAUCUUUUGAACCUUGAGACUAGGAUGUGGGAAGUUGAUGAAAAACAUGCCGGCUUAUUCAGAGAAGGACAUCUGGCCAUAUAUAUAGGUGAUGGUAAUAUCUUGGUAUUUGGUGGUAUCCCACAUGAUGAAUUCCCAAUGUCGGAUGAACUUCAUGUUUCGAAUGGUGCUGGUAGCACCGGAGGUGCUAGCGGGUUUGCUAAGGAUAGCUUAAUGAUGAUAUAUAAUGUUUUCAGUAGAACUUGGGUUGGACCUCCUAAUUUUACUCUUGCCAAUGCUCCAUCUUCGAGAUCAAGACAUGCAUGCUGUCUUUCUCCAGAUGGUACCAAAGUUUAUAUAAGUGGUGGAUUAGUUAACUCUUCACCUUUGAACGAUUUAUACUGCUACGAUUUGGUUAAUGGACAUUGGACUGGUCCCAUCGACUUUAUAGCCAGAUUUGACCAUUUCAUAUCCGAACACAAUGGUAAACUUUACUCAUUUGGUGGUUUGAACAAAGACAUGAAUCAUGUUAACCAUACCUUGACAUGGUUUGAGUUGAGCGAUUACAGCAUUGGAGAAUUGGUUCUUUUAAGAAAACCAACAAAUUUUGCAUUACCUAAGAUCUAUACAAAUAGAGUCGAUGGCAGUCACAUUUCAGGAGAUGAGGAGGGAGAUGAAGAAGAAGAAGAUGUUGAUUAUGAUGGAGAAGAUUUAGAGUUAAUUCUUAACAAAAGAAAUUAUCAAAACUUCAACUCUGCUGAUUGCGAGCAUAUAUAUAUGGACUCGGGAGUCAAUUCGGAGAUUAAGCUAGAUGUUUCUUUACCUCUGUGGGGUUCGACCAAUCGUGAUCGAGAAUAUACAAUUUCUGCAUUCAACAUAUCGGAGUUCAGAUACAUGCCUUUAUUGAAUAUGAGUUCUGACAGCAGUACGAGAAGUUUCGAAUGGAGGCAUUCAUUUGUUUCUGGCGAUGGGGUGUUGUACUUGUUGGGACAUCCAUCAAUAGAAAACAACAAUACAAGUAGCUCAGCUACACCAGCAGCAGCCAGAAAUACAGGUUCUUCUAAUACGACAGACCCUUCAGCAGCUAUGAGAAUAAAUGGAAGUGAGGAAGGCGACAUGGCGGAAUUCGACGCUGAUGUUUCAGUAGAUGAACCUACAGGCGAAACUUCUAAGUUGACGUACUUCACUGCGAUAAAUGUUGCUGAUUUAGGAGUUCCAAAUCUCCAUGACAGCAGCAUCAACAAUAGUGGAAGUACAUUGUCUUCAGAUUUUAUGAAGUUACUAUUGAACGGAGACUUUUCUGACUUUGAAAUUUUAACUCUAUCUUCAACCCAAGUAAGAGAUGAUUAUCAGAACAAUCCAGAUUCAUAUCAUAAUUUGAUAGACAAAAGAAUGAAUGGUGAACUACUUAAUAUGGAUGGAGACUUAUUUAAAUCUAUCAAAGUCCAUAAGUCUAUUCUUUUGGCAAGGUGGCCACACUUCAGAAGAUUAAUCGAUAGUGGAAUGUCCGAAACAUUGCACAAUAUGAUGUUUAUAGCAGAACCAUUUCUAUGGGUACAAUGUAUGGUAUUCUCCAUAUAUACAGACAACAUCAACUUUGAAAGCAAUGGCCUUUCGACAUCAAUGAUAUCGAUUUAUGAUUAUUCCGGGAUGCUUGUGCUAUCCAAUGUAUAUGAAAUUCCGCAAAUGAGAAGCAAAAUAUUGCACAAGAUGUACCACUUGAUGGAUAUACUUUCAAAGGCUACAGGAACUGUAUCUGAGGCAACGAUAGACAUUAUACUCCAGGUUUGGGCAAAUGUACUUUUAUCUGAAGAACCUGCGUUCUUGUUGUGCAUCACAUCUUACAUAAGAGAUAGAUGGUCCAUGUUUUUAAGGUCCAAAGCGUUUAAAGAUUUACCAAAAGAUCUCAUUAUCAGGCUCUGCGAGGACUGUACCGAUGAUAAGUUGCUUAAGAGUAGAUAUACGAAGUCUUCCAGCAAGGGGAAAAAUAAUAGAAAAAAGUGGAGUAAUAAAGAAGGGAAUACACCCGAGCCUGAUGUUUUGCGCUUACUCAACGGGUCUCCUGAAACACCACAAGUAGGAAGGACUUUAAGACUGUCUCACUCCAAUUCACCAUUUUUACGCCAUCUGGGGAACCAUUCACCAGGUAAUACAACUACACUGGAACCACGAGCUAUCAGGACGUCCGCUAGUUUUCCAAUAUUAAGAAAUUAUGACGAGUUUCGAACACCCUAG
Molecule: messenger RNA, 2376 nt
Organism: Dujonia railenensis
Lineage: Eukaryota; Fungi; Ascomycota; Pichiomycetes; Serinales; Debaryomycetaceae
Source: the annotation of a GenBank genome assembly